GAUAUUCUCUCUUUCUCCGUUGCCUCCACUAUUCAAUAUGGCGAGGCUCUCAGCUUGUCUGGUUCAUGCUUUUACCUUUUUCGUUCUGAUCAAUGUGGUGCUAGCUGAGUACGAACCAUAUACACCCAACUACAAAGAAACUCCCUACAAGAAACCAGUUGUGGAGGUUAUUGCCGACAUAAAUCUUCCCAAAGUUUACCCAUCACCGCCACCACCUGCUUACGUGGCUCCUGUUGUUUAUCCAUCUCCAUCACCACCUCCUCCAGCUUACGUCGCUCCCGUAGUUUACCCAUCUCCAUCACCACCACCACCAGCCUACGUCGCACCCGUAGUUUAUCCAUCGCCAUCACCACCACCACCAGCUUACGUCGCUCCCGUAGUGUACCCAUCUCCAUCACCACCACCACCGGCUUACGACACUCCCGUAGUGUACCCAUCUCCAUCACCACCACCUCCAGCUUAUGUAGCUCCUGUAGUGUACCCAUCACUGUCACCACCACCUCCUGCUUACAUUGCUCCUGUUGUUUACCCAUCUCCAUCACCACCACCACCAGCUUACGUCGCCCCCAAGUACGAAGCACCAAAGUACACACCUAAUUACGUCGCUCCCAAGUACGAAGCACCAAAGUACACUCCUAAAUACGUCGCACCCAAGUACGAAGCACCAAAAUACACUCCUAAAUACGUCGCACCCAAAUACGAAGCACCAAAGUACACUCCUAAAUACGUCGCUCCCAAGUACGAAGCACCAAAAUACACUCCUAAUUAUGUCGCGCACAAGUACGAAGCACCAAAAUACACACCUAAAUACGUCGCUCCCAAGUACGAAGCACCAAAGUACACUCCUAAAUACGUCGCUCCCAAGUACGAAGCACCAAAAUACACUCCUAAUUACGUCGCUCCCAAAUACGAAGCACCAAAGUACACUCCUAAGUAUGUCUACGCAUCUCCACUACCACCAGCUUACGUCGCCCCUAAGUACGAAGCACCAAAGUACACUCCUAAGUACGUCUACGCAUCUCCACCACCCCCAACUUACGUCACACCCAAGUACGAAGCACCAAAAUACACUCCUAAGUCGCCAGCUUACGUCGCUCCUUAUUACUAAAAAUCUUAGUGCAUAUGUCAAAGAUGUUUCUACUAUCCCCACUAAAAUCACCAUUUUCCUAGCUUACCACAUUUAUUCAGAUUACAUCGUUUGAAACGCAUGUACCAGGCAUCCCCACAUUCACCAAGCUGUUAUUUGAUUUUAUUAUGAGUUUUAUAUAUGUUUAUUUCAACAAUUCAAAGCUAAAUUUAAAGUUUAUGUAAGUUGCAUAGAUAUGUUUAGUACCACUUUCUCUUUUGUUU
This is a messenger RNA of Papaver somniferum (opium poppy), 1350 nucleotides long. Its product is annotated as extensin-2-like. Lineage: Eukaryota; Viridiplantae; Streptophyta; Magnoliopsida; Ranunculales; Papaveraceae. The transcript has 2 exons. The record is from RefSeq and is a predicted model, not a curated record. The coding region runs from base 38 to 1108 and encodes 356 amino acids.